This is a messenger RNA of Myotis lucifugus (little brown bat), 678 nucleotides long. RefSeq names its product involucrin. The coding region runs from base 1 to 678 and encodes 225 amino acids. The transcript has a single exon. The record is from RefSeq and is a predicted model, not a curated record. Lineage: Eukaryota; Metazoa; Chordata; Mammalia; Chiroptera; Vespertilionidae.
AUGUCCCAGCAGCAACACACUCUGCCAGUGACCCUGCCCCCAGCCCUCAGCCAGGAGACCCUUAAGCCUAUUCCUCCUCCUGCUGAUAUCCAGCAGGAGCAGGUGAAGCAGCCAACUCCACUGCCUGCCCCAUGCCAGGAGGUGCCCUCUGAGCUCCCAAGGGAGGUCCCCUUGGAGCAAGGAGAGAAACACACAACUCCUGUGAAGGGGGUGCCUGAGCAAGACUGUGAGCCCCAGCCCCAGAAGCUACAGCAGCAGCAGGAGGAGCAACAGGAGCAGAAAGGGCAGCAGCAGCAAGAGGAACAGUGUGAGGACCAGGAAGCAGAAAACUUGGAGCAGCAGCUGGAGGAGACUAAAGCACAAAGGGGGCAACAGCUAAAGGAGCAGCUGGGACAGGAGAAGAAGCUCCCGGACCAGCAACUGGAUGGAGAGCUAGCAAAGAGAGAUGAGCAACUGGAGAAGAAAGGAGAGCAGCUGCUGGAGCACCCGGGACAGCAGGAGAAGCAGCCAGAGCCAGCAGAGCAGCUGGAUGGGCAGCUCGAGCAACCUGCAUGUGUCCCAGCUCCUGGCCAGGCCCAAGAGACCCACCCAGUCCAGCCACUGAAGGGAGAAGUCUUGCCCCCUGCAGAGGAGCAACAGCAAAAGCAGGAGGUGCAGUGGCCUCUCAAGCAUAAGUAA